Molecule: messenger RNA, 3129 nt
Organism: Acaulospora morrowiae
Lineage: Eukaryota; Fungi; Glomeromycota; Glomeromycetes; Diversisporales; Acaulosporaceae
Source: the annotation of a GenBank genome assembly
AAAAUCUCUGCAUGAGAGAGGUAUUAAGUUUGCCGCUGUGAUCAUUCUUAAGGAGCAACACAUGGAAGAACAAAUGACCGAAGAACGAUUGAGUAACAUCCGAAAAACAAGUGGCCUUGACACAAAAAAUUGCUUCUUUGUGUUGACUCCUAGUGUACAUGCGGAUCUUCCCGACUACGUCUCAAACAUACAAAAAGCACUUUACGAACAUGGUUUGAAUUAUUAUCGUGAGCACGGAAAGCGAGUUAAACGAAAGAAAUCAAGAUUGCCUUCACCUUCCGCUGUGGGUUAUGUUAAUCCGUCAAAGGAACAUCCAGCCGCUGAAUCUCAUCCACUAAGCGUACAAGGUUGGAUGGUUCGCUAUGAUUACAAGAUGGCGACUUUUGCGGAAUUCCGCCAAGAGAUGAAUGCCGCAAUAAUUUAUUAUUCAUCGUGUUACGAUCAUCUUGUGGAUUUAUUCGCCCCUCAAUCGUCAAUAACUCCAGGUGCACCAGGCUUACCGAUACGUAAUAAAAGGUGGACCGAAGCACGAGUAUUGGCUGAUUGUAUCAAUUUAAAGAUAUGCAAACUGAAUAUGUAUAUUGAUUCCCCGUCAGCUGCAUUGGUACAAUUAAAUAAACACGUCAGCACCUUUAACGAAUUAUACAAUACGUUGGGAAUUGGUGAAGAUACAUUUGAAUAUUGGUCUUGGUUGUCGAAACAAUACCGUAUUUUCGGAGAUGUCUUAGAGGUGGCUACACGAUCCGGAUUUAUCAUACCGGAUCCGUCGACAGUGAAUCAUCACAUCUCGUCAAACGAUUAUAGAUUCACAUCAAAUAAUAGUACCGACAACACCGGAGUUAAUCCUUCCACAGUUCUCCAUCACCCUGGUUUUUACUACCAUUUGGCAGCAAAAUAUAAUUCCAUGAGAAGGAAAAGGUUCUUGGAAUUGGAAAAGAGCCUUCUGAAAAUUGAUAACUUAAAGGUUCCUCCUAUUAUAAUUGAAGCUGAGAGAAAUCUAGAUCAUUCAACGUUGACCAUAGAACUUUUAACAAAAAGUUACGAACAAUUCAAGAAGCAGAAAACCGGGCGUAUGACACUUUACCUUGCUUCCCAAAUAGCCGAAACUUAUUUUGAGGCUGGAAAAUAUGAUAUGGCGUUAAAGUUUUUUGAACGUAUCGCUAAAACUUAUCGCAAAGAAAAGUGGCACACAGUCCUUGAAUCUAUCUUACAUUGGUCUCUAAGAUGUUCUAAGGAAUUUGGAACUUACGACAAUGUCAUAGAAUAUUACAUUGAACUCUUGUCAGACCAAUUUCAAAUGAGCGAACAGAAACGGGUUGAAAUUCAAAAAGAGUUGAUGGAUGUCAUUUACAAAAGUGAAUUAUCGAAUUCGAUUUCCCCCCGUCACGUUGUUAUUGACAUGAAUGAGAUUAAUUCAUUUUUAAAUUGUCAUGUGCAAUAUAAGGAUUUUGAGACAUUUGUUGGAACUCCUACAUAUUUUCAGGUUAUCUUUUCAUCACCACCCAGCACGCCUCCAUUGCCCUUACGAUUCACGUUUCUCCGCUUUUCAUUCAAUGAUUCAUACUUUAAUUAUUAUUUGGAUGAUAAUGGACAAGAUGAAAUUGUUGAUGGUAAUUUGCAAUGGAUAGAUUGCAAAGAUUGCUCAAGGGAAGAAAGGGAAGGAGAAGGUCAUGUAUGGAUUAAAAAAACGAAUCUGUCGGUGUUAAGGGGUACCACUAAGGUCUUUGAAGGUCUACUUGUGCCUAAGGAGUGCGGUGAACUAACGCUUCAGCUUGUAACCCUUGGGUUUGUAACCGCGAAUUGGAAAAUUGAGUUUCGUUUUGACGUUAAUUCCUUUCGGGAUGAAAUUUUAAAGCGCAAAUGGCUUAAAUUGGACGAUGCUAGUGGAGAACAAGUUUCGAAACCAAAAUUUGUGAACUUGGAAGGAAAUGGGGAAUUCAAUUCAAUAAAGGUAACGCAAAAACAAGCAAAGCUUGAAAUUAAGGCUAAACAUUUAGCACCGGCUUUGCUAGACGAAUACUACCCCAUCGAAUUAACCAUAAAUAAUAUGGAAUCCGAAGAUAUUAAGGCAAUUUUCCAUGUUGGACUUUUCUCAGAUAUUAAUGAUUCAGAGGAUCGGGUAGUUUUGGAUUACAAUAGUAGUGAUACCAUUCAUUUGAAAGACAUAGAUUUAGGUGUAAUAAUCGCUAAUGGUUCACUUGUGAAAACGAUUUAUAUAUUGGGAAAAAAGCAUGCGGGCGCUAGGGUUCUUAAUUUAGUUAUUUGGUACUCUUUUGUUUCAUCAAUACCGCAAGCCUCUCCCCCGACACAAGAUUGGAUUGAAAAAAGAAAAGAUAUUAGAUUAUCGUUUGUCUCACCAUUUUCGGUUACGUUUAGCAUUUCCCUUCUGGGUCAAGAGUUUGGACAAGAUAAUGUUGUAAAUAUUAAGUCGUCACGUGAACGAAUAGAAAGGCAUCUUUUAGUUGCGAAGAUUUCUAGUAUUGGUCCGUGGGAUAUUGUUGUAUCUGCGAUCGACUUAAUAAUGCUUGACCAAGCAAAUGCCCAAACUAAGAUCGAAGUUAUUGCAUCUUCUACAGAAUUGGAUAGUGAAUCUUUGGAACAAUUGUGGAGACCCGGAUACAUUUUUAAUGUGAAUUAUUUUUUGGAGUUGAAAAUUUUGGAUGAAAACGUAUUAGAUCAAAGUGUGGACAUAGGAUUGCUUGAUAUUCAAUGGAAAAGGAAACAAUCAAUCGAACAUGUCGACGCACCAUUCACCGAGACAACGACGAUGGUACCUCAACUUCAACGGCACGAAUCGGAUUUAUCUGCUAUCAUAGAAAUUCCACCGAAUCCUGUUGUUGGAAAAAUUUUUACCCUUACGUACAAAAUUACAAAUUGGUCUUCAGCACCUAUUGAAAUAUAUGUUACGGUUGAAGUCAACGACGCUUUCGUAUUUUCUGGUUAUAAGCAGACACACUUUAGUGUUGAUUCCUUUUCAACCUAUUUCUUUAAAGUAAACUGUUUCCCACUAAUUCCCGGAAAAAUUCGAUUGCCGAGAGCAAAAAUGGCACAAAUUCGGGAGCCAGGUAAAGUUGGACAGGAAAUUUCCAUUGUUGCACCUGGAUAUAAGGAACCGCACGAGGACGAUUG